Molecule: messenger RNA, 1582 nt
Organism: Fomitiporia mediterranea MF3/22
Lineage: Eukaryota; Fungi; Basidiomycota; Agaricomycetes; Hymenochaetales; Hymenochaetaceae
Product: FAD-linked reductase, C-terminal domain-containing protein
Exons: 9
Coding region: 1-1482 (493 amino acids)
Molecular function (GO): oxidoreductase activity, acting on CH-OH group of donors; flavin adenine dinucleotide binding
Source: RefSeq, a predicted model, not a curated record
AUGCUCGCUAUUGCUCUGCUGCUCUCCGUCUAUCUUCUUGCGUCAGCUUUGCUAUCUCUGGGCAAGCGCGCUUUUGGUGUUAUCUCGGAUCCUCUACUGCUAAUAAUCAAACCUUUGAUUAUAUCAUUGUUGGAGGUGGUCUCGCGGGACUCACCCGAGAAUGACGGCCGGAAUGAUCCACGGGUGUUUGAUGUAUUGGAAUACGGCGUAGCAUUUGGGGCGUCCUUAGACUGGGCUUGGCCUACGGACCAGGGCAAAAUCAUACAUUCAGGUAGAACGCUUGUCCUCAGCGAUGAGGAGGCAAGCUUGGAAUGGAACUGGGAUUCACUUUUCUCAUACAUGAAGAAGUCCGAAGGUUUCAAUCCACUGGACAAGCAGCAGCGCUCUGACGGUGCGGAUUAUAUUCCUGCUUACCACGGUUUCAUUGGGUCCGUUCAAGUCGCUUACGCACAAGGGAUGUACAGCGGGCCGGCACAGCCUGCAUUUGUUGAGGCUAUUCGCAAUCUUAGUGGGAUUGCACGAUUCCAUGCUCGUAAGGAAGUGAUUCUAUCCCCAGGCACGAUUGCCUUCCCUCAAUUGCUUCAGCUGUCUGGGAUUGGCGACCCGUCUGUCCUCGAUCCACUUGGAAUUGAUGUGAGGGUCAAUCUGCCAACUGUUAGGCGAAACUUCCAGACUCAAACGAGAAACGACGUUGCACAUAAUACACAGCCUUCUUUUGACGCAGGCGGCACAGGACCCGACCACGCAAUUGUAUUCUUGAAUCUUUAUGAACUCUUCUCUAAGGGUGCAGGCUCGAAUGGCAGUAGUCAGGCAGUCAAUGUAUUGAAUGCUGACGCGCUGACUGCGAUUUUGGGUAUCCAAGCGGAAUCGAUCGUAAAUCAUAAUGCUCCUGUUUCUGUAUUUUCCUUCCUAAUUGGUAGUUCCGGGAGCGGUGUCAACAAUACCCUAUUUGGUCUACUUCAAUUCAGCCGCAGCAAUAUCACUAUCACAGAUACAAGCGUCUUCACAGACCCAAAGGUGACAGUGAACUGGUUCGAUAUCGAUUAUGAUCUCGACGUUCAGACAGCCGGAGCCCGACUAGGCCGGAGGGUGCUUAAUAAUAAGGCGCUCGCAUCCAUCGUGACUGAUGAGUACUCUCCUGGACUUAAUGUUGUUCCUGACAACGGAAAUGGUGGUACAGAUGAUGCAUGGCAAUCGUGGAUUCAUGACACAUUUGCGGCAAUGUAUCAUGAGGUUGGUUCUACAUCGAUGAUGCGGCGUGAUCUGGGUGGAGUCGUGGAUGGGAAGCUUCGUGUCUAUGAUACGGUGAACCUACGCAUCGUGGAUGCGGGCGUGAUUCCCUUCCAAGUCAGUGCGCAUACAAGUCAGACGUUAUGUGGCGUUGCGGAGAAAGCAGCGGACAUUACCAAGCUGACGCGUAAACUGGGUUAUGAAGAUCUUAUGGUCUAUGGUUUCGUGAUCUUUACUUUUCCGCGCAUGUAGGAUAUCGUGAGUAGUCAAAAAUGACAGGUCGAAGGCCAUACAGUUUAAAGUUUCAGAUCAUGUGACGCUGGCAAAUAAAAAUUCACUUGGCUUAGCAGGC